Linum tenue is the source of this 1041-nucleotide messenger RNA. Lineage: Eukaryota; Viridiplantae; Streptophyta; Magnoliopsida; Malpighiales; Linaceae. The record is from the annotation of a GenBank genome assembly.
AUGUAUAUUCAGUUCCUCUCCCACAUAAUUUCAUUACUCUCCAUCAUCUUCGUUCACUUGGAAUCUUUUGCGGAUGGCGCGCCCGUCGGAGUGUGCUACGGCCGGGUAGGCAACAACCUGCCACCGCCCACCGCGGUGGUCGGCCUCCUCCAGGCCAACGGAAUCCAAAACGUCCGCCUCUUCGACGCCGACGCGGCCACCCUCCGAUCGUUCGCCAGCACCGGGAUCAGCCUCAUGAUCGACAUCCCAAACGAGAGCCUCCCGUCCAUCGCGUCCGGCACCGCCAACUCCACCGUCGACUGGCUCAUCUCCAACGUCUUCUCCCACAUCCCGCCGUCGCAGGUCAGGUACCUCGCCGUCGGGCCGGAAGCCUUCGUGAGGGACGCCUUCUACACCCCUUACGUCGUCCCGGCCAUCACCAACCUCCACGGGGCCCUCCAGUCCGUGGGCCUGGCGGGCCGGAUCAAGAUCUCGUCCCCUCAGCCCAUCUCCGUCAUGUCGGGCUUCUACCCUCCUUCCUCGGCCCACUUCGACCCGCUCAUCAAGCCCGCGAUGAUCCCUCUCCUCCAGUUCCUCCGCGACUCCGGUUCCCCGCUCAUGGUCAAUCUCUACCCUUACGAGGUGUACGUGUCGCACUCCAAUAGGAUCCCGCUCGAGUACGCGCUCUUCAAGGCCGACGCCGAGUUCGGGGACAGCGGGCUGAUGUACGACAAUCUGCUCGACGCGAGCAUCGACGCGUUCGUUCACGCGAUGGAGAGGGAAGGGUUCCAAGGGAUUAGAGUGGUGGUGGCGGAGACCGGGUGGCCGACGGCGUGCGGGGAGGCGGCGGGUGUGGACAACGCGCUCACGUACAACGACAACGUGGUGCGGCGGGCGGUGAACGGCGUGGGGACGCCGAAGCGGCCCAAGGAGGAGAUGGAGGUGUACAUGUUUGAUCUGUUUGAUGAGAACGAGAGGGGCGGGGAUGAGUAUCAGAAGCACUUCGGGAUCUUUUCGUUGGCUGGGGUUAAGCUCUAUGAUCUCAGAUUUAGCAGUAAUUAG